AUAGAUAGAUAGAUUGUUGUCUGAUGAUUUGCUGACUCAGCUUCCGGUCUGAGCUCAAGCCCCGCCCCCUCCCAGGUGAGGGCGGGGCUUCAGCGCCUAUAAAGCGUCGCUCACCUGUCCGGAUGCAGACAGCGUCUUGUUUCUGUUUUCUCCUCCAGUUUGGCUCCAGGUGCGUUCAGGACGUUCAGGUGCAGCAGCAGGAAGUCUGGGAAUUCUCCAGGAUGGAGUCGCUGUGGAGACCAGCGGCGCUCCUCUUCGCCGUCUGGAGCUGCUGCUGUGGUCAGAGGGUCUUCUGGGUCUCCCCCCACACAGGAAGCACGGCGGGAGCAACGAGACUCACCAUCAGCGGAGACGGUUUUGCUCAGGAGCGUCAGUUCCAGCUGGAUCCUGAAGACGGGCAGUUUGGGAACCGGGUCACCCUGGUGUCGGACGCGCUGUCGGUGCCCUGUGACGUGGAGAGAGACUCCACCCACCGCCAGCAGAUCCUCUGCUACACCAGGGCGAUGCCGGAGGACCAAUAUGUGGUUCAUGUCAGCGUGGACGGCGUUCCCAUUCCUGACGUCAGCAUCUGCAACGGCAACUACAAACCGUAUCACUGCAGUCUCUACACCCGUUGGUGGCGCACUCCGACCAUCUACUCCCUGAGCCCACUCACCGGCCUCCCAGGAACGCUGGUGACGAUCCGAGGCCGGAUCUACUCUGACGUUUACGGGAGCAACACGGACCUGAGCUCCAGUGGCCUCAAUGUCAGGUUCCUGAGGUCCUACAUGGGGGGAAUGCCCUGCGAGCUGCUGAAGCCCAACUCAGAUGAACUGUACAACCUGCAGCUGGACUCUGAAACGUCAAACUGGGGCUACAUGAGCUGCAGGACGACUGGGACCUACGUUGGUCAUCACAACAUGAGCUACAUCCUGGACGCUGAUUAUGGAAGGAGUUUCCCAGAGAAGAAUCUGUUCUGGGUUUCAUCUUUGUCCAGACUCUCCAUGUUCCAGACGUUUGCAGGUAUGUUAGUGAGAAACGCAGCAUCAGAUUUCUGCUCCUCUGCUGACUUCCUGCUGACUUCCUGCCCAGAGGUGACCGCCGUCUCCCCAUCCCAGGGCAGCGUCAUGGGGGGAACCCUGCUCACCAUCCACGGCCGCUUCUUCGACCAGACCGAUGAACCCGCCCGGGUUCUAGUCGGAGGUCGGCCCUGUGAGGUCCAGAGCGUGGCGGACGACAGGAUCACCUGCAGGACGGCCGGACGGCCGGCGGACGACCACCGGCAGGUUCACCCAGGUGGGCGGGGCCUGAAGAUGGACGUGUGGAGCGACAAGCGUCCGCGCUCCUUGGACGAGAUCUGGAGCUACAACCAGAACACGAGCGGUUACCGGUCCCAGUGGAUCGACACGCUGCCGCACGUCUUCCCCAGGGAAGACGAUCUGUUCGCCUCUCGGACCAGAGGCUUCCUCAUUCCGCCGCUCAGCGGGAACUUCAACAUAUACCUGCACUGUGACGACAGGUGUGACCUGUACCUGAGCAACUCCAGCCGGCCAGAAGACAAGGUGAAAGUGGCUUUCCAGCCCAGAUAUGUCGGAGACUUCUUCCAGCUGGAGUCCCAGAAAUCCGAAAUGCUUUUCCUGGAGAAAGGAAAACCGUACUACCUGGAGCUUCUGCAGCAGGAGUAUUACGGCAUCGCUUCGCUCAACAUCGGCCUGUUCCAGGAGGAAAGUUCCUUCACAGCAGCGCAGUCGGACGACGCCGUCGAUGAAAUCCAGGACAUUGUCGCUGAAUAUGAAGCAUUUGACGAGGAGCAGGUGCUGACCUUUGACUCGUGGUCCUCUGGGGUCGCAGCCGUCAGGGAGGUGCAGAAGGUCAGCGUCAGCAGCGGCUGUGCCAGCCAUCUAUGUGGAAGCACCUUCUUCAGCCUGCGCUACGGGAACGCCCAGACCGGUGACUUCCGUGCUCCGCCGCCUGCUAGCCGGCCGCUCUGCGCCUGUGAAACUCCUGAUGGUUUGGUGUUUUCUCCUGCAGGACUCGUCCCUGUGAGCGCCUCAGCGGAGGAGCUACAGGCGGCUCUGAACAACCUGUGGUCUAUCAAACCUGACAGCGUCACCGUCACCAAGCAGGAGGACGCCCAGGGGUCUCACUACACCGUCACCUUCAACUCUGACAGAGGUGACUUUGCCCCUCUGAACUUUGAGGUCUUCGGCUCAGACACCAACGUCUCCGUCUCAGAGGUCACCAAGGGUCAAAGCAACAUGGCAGCCUUCACUCUGAGUUGGGCCGGGUUUCCUGCGGCACCCGUUGCCUUCAACGCCACUGCGUCCGAGGUCCAGUCCGUCCUGGAGGACCUGAUGAAGGCUGAUUGUCCCGCCGAGGUUCUGACCACUCAGGGCACCAACGUCAAGUACUUCAACGACUUUGAGGACCCUGAGUUCACCGCCGCUCAGAGUGGGACUCCUGAGGACCACUCCGGGUUCUGCGGGUUCUGGUCACUGAAGAACGCAGACGCUCUGUUCAGGGAAACCUUCACCAAAGAGUCCGGAGGACAGUAUGGACCGGUGUCCCUGGACCAGCACCCCACCCUCUGCUUUGCCUAUAAGGGACGUCUGAGGGACGAGAUGGGGGUGAAGUUCAGCUACAGUGACAGCAGUGGUCAGACCCAGACCCAGACCUCCAGGAUCAGCACCAUGUUCAGCAGCGGGGACAGGUGGAGCUACAAGUGCGUUGAUCUUCAGAGCGCCCUUCAGACCGCCGUGGUCGGCAGCAGGUUCCUCCUGCAGGAGCUGCUUCUCUACAGAGACGCCUCCGCCGCAGACUACUAUGUGGACGCGGUUCACAUUGGGAAGACUCCGACUGCCAUGGACGAGAACGCUGUCCUCCUCAGGAGAAGACCUCCUCCCUUCGAGGACUCUGGGAAGUCCAUCAAAUCGUUCUCCGUCACCAAACACCAACCGACCGCUUCUCAGGUCACUUACAGGAUCGUUGCCACACCGCUGGACUGCGCCUUCAACUUCCCUUUGAUGGAGAUCAGCUUCAUGAAGAUGUCAAACAGCAGUGAGGAUGUCGCCGAGUUCAUUUCCGGAGGCGCGGUGGUCACCGUGACCCGGCCCCGCAGAGCCACGCCCCCUCUGAGCGGCACCUUUGAUGUGGAGAUGUACAGCGGCCGGGCAGAAGGCCUCCCUGUGGACGUCAGCGCGGAGGACCUGAAGUUCGCCCUGCAGGGUGUCCCCGGGGCGGGCCAGGUGAAGGUGGAGGACCUGGGCACCUGUAAGCUUCCCAAGUGGAGGGUCACCUGGCUCAGCAGGCCUGGAGCCCAGCCGCUCAUGAAGGUUGACGACUCGGCGGUCGUCGGGAACAACGUGACCUUCCUGGUCCAGGAGAAGACAAAGGGAGGGCUGCUGACCCGGGGCUUGACCGGGGACUUUUUCCGGGUUUGGGAAACAGAGCCGCAGGUGGAGGUCUACAUCAACGGCAUUCCCUCCAACUGCUCCGGACGCUGCAGCUUCCGCUGGUCGGAGGAGGAGACGCCGGUGGUGACGGGGAUCAGCCCGACUCGAGGAUCCAAUGGACUGGGAACGCUGAUCACCAUCACUGGGACGGGAUUCAGCUCGGAAAAUGCUUCCAUCAUGGUGGGAAGCUCCAGGUGUGUCGUUGAAGAGGUCACAGCUUCCUCUCAGGUGUGCAGAGUGGGCGGAGCCAGCGCAGGAAGCUACCCAGUGUCCGUUAACUUCCCGUCUCUGGGCAACGCGCGCUUCGCCGCCGACAGCGUCCUCUACUUCACCCAGCAGCUCAUCGUGUCUUCGCUCUCGCCGACCUCUGGAGGCGUUGCAGGUGGCACCCUGCUGACGGUGAGCGGCUUCGGCCUCGGACACGUCGCCACGGUAAUGGUCGGCGGCGAGGACUGCGAGGUCGUCCAGGCAGCCGACACCGAGCUGACCUGCAGAACCCCAGCAGGAGCUGCGGGGUCACAGGUUGUCACGGUAACGGUGGGAAACAUGAGCCAGACCGCAAACGCCACCUUCACCUACGAUGAUGACCUCACAGCUCAAAUCUGGAGCCUGAGCCCUCAGACUGCCUUUGUGACGGGUGAGUCCUGUCUCUA
Poecilia latipinna (sailfin molly) is the source of this 4084-nucleotide messenger RNA. RefSeq names its product PKHD1 like 1. The transcript is spliced from 30 exons. The annotation marks the transcript as partial. NCBI's taxonomy places the organism in Eukaryota, Metazoa, Chordata, Actinopteri, Cyprinodontiformes, Poeciliidae. The record is from RefSeq and is a predicted model, not a curated record.